AGCAAAUUCUCGGCCUGAAACUGCUACGGGAAGAAGCGAAGUAAAGUCCGGAGCCAGGACAAAGAGAAGAAGAAAAAGCGGGAAGAAGAAAGAGGAAAAAAUAUAGCCAGUUUUCUUAUAAAUAAGAUUAUGAGAAGUGAAGUUCACCAGAGAAGUUGUCUGAGGGCAUUUAGACAAGUUUAGUGUAGUAUCCUGGUCCAGCUCGAGUCUAUGCUCUGGAAACACAGCAGUAGCCAGCUGUUUUUUAUUUGAACCCUUUUUAUCCGCGGUAAACCCGGAGUGUGAGGAGGACCGGCGAGGAGAAGAGGUGGCCUUUCUUGAGUUGCGAAGCAGACGUCAGUCCGAUCGCGUGCCUGCCUGAGUAUUCACACUCCACGAUGGGAGACAAGAAGGUGACUCCCCAACUGAUGCUGACUGUUGGAACGGCUGUGAUUGGCUCUCUUCAGUUCGGCUAUAACACAGGUGUCAUCAAUGCACCUCAGAAGAUCAUCGAGAGCUUCUACAAUGAGACAUGGUUUGACCGGUAUAAUGAGCCCAUCCCUGAAACUUCCCUCACAUCGUUGUGGUCUAUCUCAGUGGCCAUAUUCUCUGUGGGAGGAAUCUUCGGCUCCUUCUCUGUUGGACUUUUUGUCAAUCGCUUUGGAAGGAGAAACUCAAUGCUCUUUGCCAAUAUACUAGCCUUCAUUUCAGCAGCACUGAUGGGUUUCUCUAAGAUGGGGGCUUCAUGGGAAAUGUUGAUUAUUGGACGGUUUGUAGUGGGACUCUACUCUGGCCUCUCCACUGGCUUUGUGCCUAUGUAUGUGGGUGAGGUGGCCCCAACUGCCCUCCGAGGAGCCUUGGGCACUCUUCAUCAGCUAGGCAUUGUCAUUGGCAUCCUUGUGGCACAGGUGUUCGGCCUGGAUAUGAUCAUGGGCAACGCUACUCUUUGGCCUUUCCUGCUGGGCUUCACCUUUAUCCCUGCCCUACUGCAGUGCAUCCUGCUGCCCAUGUGCCCUGAGAGCCCCCGCUAUCUCCUCAUUAACCGCAAUGAGGAGGGCAAAGCAAAGACAGCACUGAAAAAGCUGCGUGGGACCACAGAUGUGAGUGCGGACAUGCAGGAGAUGAAGGAGGAGAGCAGACAGAUGAUGAGCGAAAAGAAAGUGACCAUUCCAGAGUUAUUCCGUUCCCCAGUCUAUCGCCAGCCUUUGGUCAUUGCGGUUGUACUGCAGCUGUCACAGCAGCUGUCUGGCAUCAAUGCUGUGUUCUACUACUCAACUUCGAUCUUUGAGAAAGCUGGAGUGGAGCAGCCUGUCUAUGCAACUAUCGGAGCUGGAGUCGUCAAUACUGCUUUCACCGUGGUGUCAUUGUUUUUAGUGGAGAGAGCUGGACGCAGGUCUUUGCACCUAAUAGGUCUCCUUGGCAUGGCUGCAUCUGCUAUCCUGAUGACAAUAGCCCUAGCACUCCUGGCCCAGGUGGAGUGGAUGUCAUAUGUGAGCAUUGUUGCUAUUUUCGCUUUUGUGGCUUUCUUUGAAAUUGGGCCAGGUCCAAUUCCUUGGUUCAUCGUGGCAGAGCUGUUCAGUCAAGGUCCCCGGCCUUCUGCUUUUGCUGUCUCUGGGUUCUCCAACUGGACGGCUAACUUUAUUGUGGGAAUGUGCUUCCAGUAUGUGGAGCGUCUUUGCGGCCCAUAUGUCUUCAUCAUCUUCACCAUACUGUUAGUGAUCUUCUUCAUAUUCACAUACUUCAGAGUUCCUGAGACAAAGGGGCGGACAUUUGAUGAAAUUGCCGCUGGUUUCUCCCAGCAAGCGGCCGCAAGGGUGGGGAAACACCCACCUGAAGAACUCAACAGUCUGGGGGCUGAUUCUCAGCUCUGAAUGCUGCCUACAAGCCCAUCUCCUUAAUUCCCUGGCACUCAUUCACAAAACUACUGAGAGAGGGGUGCGCUUGCGGUCAAUCAUAUUUUCCUUCUCCUGACUGCACCUGCCCUACAGGCUUGAUGUGCUUCAGUUCUUCUGCUCCCCCUUUUCAUGCAAAGACAAUUUGAGUGAUGGGAUAGAAGGUUGGGAAGAAGGUGGGAAGAUUGAGAUGAGAACAUGAGAUUUUCUUUUAGACAAGAGAAUGUCAGCCUUGUUUUAUAUGUACAUGAAUGUGUCUUUUAUUUUUUCACUUUUAUGUCUGUUACUUUGUGCAAAUUCACGUUUUUAAAUGCGGUUAGUUGUUCCUGGUCUCUCAAGCUACAAUGCCACUAGCGUAAUUUUAACAAGGACUUUUGGCUUCCAUCAUGAUCAUUUUUACCCAUUUUAAAUUUCAGGUAUUUUUCACCCAAUCCAGACUUUAAACCUUUCCCUGUUGUUUCUGAAACUUAUUGCACAAAUUAUUUUUAUACUACAGGAUAAAUUGGACACAUUUUUAUUCAAGGGUGAAUUUUAAAAAGCUGUUUUACUGAAAUUUAUAAAGAUAUUUACAUUUUUACAAAGAGUUUAAUUUGCUGUGUCCAAAAACAAAACUUCUUUGAAAUGCAGUGAGAGAAAAGACGCCAACAUAUCUCACAAAGUCCAGACUCUAGAACAAAUAUAAAAACUAUGGAAUUAAUUAUAUUGCAUUAUAAUUAAAUCAAAAUCAAAGAAGCAGGAGCUGGAUGUUUUUACAUGCUGAAGUCAUCUGUUAGAUGUUUGUGAAUCCAGGACUAUUGAAUCCAGCUAUUUCUAUGCAGAUACUGAUCUUUGUAGGAUAAUGUCUACAUGUUUCUGGCCUCUCUGCUCUCUAUAUGUGUGGAGUUUUUAUACUGUACCUUCUUUCUGAACCCUGCUGUAUGAGCUCAGGUGUUUGCUUUUUUCUGCAGCACUUUAUCAUGCAUAUAUCUUCUGUAAUCUUUUUAAUCACACCUAAUAGAUCCUGCAUUAUCAAGGUUUGUUACAAAGCAAAAAAAAAAUCCCAGUUGUUACUGAAGACUGAAAUACGAUGACGUUAUCAUUUUCGCAUGACAUCACAUGCUGCGUGUGCU
This is a messenger RNA of Pygocentrus nattereri (red-bellied piranha), 2980 nucleotides long. It is a transcript of the gene slc2a1b, whose product is annotated as solute carrier family 2 member 1b. Gene Ontology annotation, molecular function: hexose transmembrane transporter activity. The record is from RefSeq and is a predicted model, not a curated record. The transcript is spliced from 10 exons. The coding region runs from base 378 to 1850 and encodes 490 amino acids. Gene Ontology annotation, cellular component: basolateral plasma membrane; apical plasma membrane. Gene Ontology annotation, biological process: response to insulin; monosaccharide transmembrane transport. NCBI's taxonomy places the organism in Eukaryota, Metazoa, Chordata, Actinopteri, Characiformes, Serrasalmidae.